Messenger RNA from Striga asiatica, 1948 nucleotides. NCBI's taxonomy places the organism in Eukaryota, Viridiplantae, Streptophyta, Magnoliopsida, Lamiales, Orobanchaceae. The record is from the annotation of a GenBank genome assembly.
ACAUUUCAUUAUUGCCUCUCUGUUUCUCUUCAAGAACACCUACAGAUUUUUCCAAAUAAAAAAAUACAUAUAUAUAAAUAAAUUUCUGGGUGUUCGAGGAGGAAUAAAUAAUUGCUCUCACUUUCAUCCGGAAUUUUUAAAUUCCGGAUUGAUUUCCCAAGUGAGAUUUGGAGUUUCAAUUUUUUUAUCCCAAUUUGUUUUUUCUGAAUCUCGAAGGGGUUUUCUUCGUGUUAUAUAUGAUGGUGAAGGCGAUGGGGUCGUUGCAUUCUGAAGAUUUUACCGAAGAACAAUAUGGGUCUCUAGUAAAGCGCUCUCGAUUUAAUCAGUUCGGUUUUCAGCAGUUGAGCUCUGACAGCCAUGCUGUUUCAGUCCCACCCUCGCAGUACAAUCCACUCGAUGAGCCAAGUCCUCUGGGUUUGAGGCUGCGAAAAAGUCCAUCAUUGUUGGAUUUGAUCCAGAUGAGACUCUCUCAGGGGGGUAAUGUUGGUAGUUCGAUGGCCCCGAGUGAAAUUAUUGAUUCUGAAAGCAAGAAAGAUGUGAAGGGCUUUUCUGCUCCUUCAAGUGCUGCUAAUGACAAGUUGAAGGCUUCGAAUUUUCCGGCUUUGCUGUUGAGAAUCGGCAGCUGGGAGUACGUAUCGACAUAUGAAGGUGAUCUGGUGGCCAAGUGUUAUUUUGCUAAGCAUAAACUUGUGUGGGAAGUUCUUGAAAGUGGUCUCAAGAGCAAAAUAGAGAUCCAGUGGUCUGAUAUCAUGGCCCUGAAAGCCGAGUGUCCUGAUAAUGGUCCUGGCACUUUAACCAUUAUGCUAGCUCGCCGACCUACCUUUUUCCGAGAGACCAAUCCACAACCGAGAAAGCACACUCUGUGGCAGGCAACCACUGACUUUACUGAUGGACAAGCUAGCUUAAAUAAGGUACACUCUUUACAAUGCCCUCCGGGAGCAUUGAACAAGCAUUACGAGAAGCUCAUACAGUGUGAUACUCGUCUUAGUAUCCUAACCAGACAACCUAAAAUAGAUAUGGGCUCGUCAUACUUUGACCCUGACGAAGUUUCCAGUGAAGAACAUUCUUCGGAAGAAUUCAAAGGUGCUGCUAAAGAAUCUCCUGUCUCUGCUUUUGAGGAUGCUGCUGCUCGGUUAUCUGCCUUCAAGUUUGAGCACGAACAUUUCCCCCCGAAAAACGUGUCUAAAGUUUCAUCACCUAGCUCAGGGCACAAAAAUUCGGAAUCGGUUAAAGUGCCGGGGCUACGGCCAUCGAUAUCAAUGAGCGACUUCAUGAACCAACUCGAAAAUCACAUUUCCGAGCAGAUGACUUCUAGAAACCUGCCUUCGGCUAAAGCUUCAGAAUGCCAAGCAAUGCUCGACAACAUUGCCCAAGAUCUUCUGAACGAUACUCAGUGUUUGACGGGACUCGACGAACGAUCACUCAUGAAGAAGGUAAACUCACUCUGCAACGUGCUCCAAGUUCAAGACCCUGCACGUGAAGCUGAAGUGCUCUGUGGGCCCGGCUCAGCAGAAAAUGACUGUUUUGCCCUCGUGAGUGAUUCUACGGAUGACACUGUGGAGACUACUUCAGAAGGGUCGGUCGAGGCGAGUCGCGCAAUGCCAAGAAGAGACUCGUUGGGGGAUUUGCUCGUGCAUCUGCCACGGAUUGCUUCCCUUCCGAAAUUUUCGAACUUUUUGUUCGGGAUAGAUGAAGAUGAUGAGUACGACUGGCCGAACUAGUGGUUUUUUGCCGAGAUAUGUGUGUGUGAGUGUGUGUAUAUGUUGGUUUUGAUGGGUUGGUAUGGAUUCAGUUUGGGACUCUUGACAGGAUUCUGAAAUUGAAGUUUGUGAAGAAUCCUGCUUAGUUAUUAGUUCUAGGAAAAGGAUUGUGAACUCCUUUGGUCAUUUUCCAGAUUUUUUUUAAUGAAAAAAUAAAUGCCUUCUUAUGAUUUUUACUUGGGUUUAUA